Messenger RNA from Athalia rosae (coleseed sawfly), 2657 nucleotides. RefSeq names its product acyl-CoA synthetase short-chain family member 3, mitochondrial. The transcript is spliced from 12 exons. Lineage: Eukaryota; Metazoa; Arthropoda; Insecta; Hymenoptera; Athaliidae. The record is from RefSeq and is a predicted model, not a curated record. The coding region runs from base 412 to 2460 and encodes 682 amino acids.
GGAGCAUAAAGAACCCGACCUAUCAGUCAUCGAUAACCACAUACAAGUUUCAGUAAAUUACAGAUAUCUUGGAAUAUGAUUAAUAAUAACCAAUAAUAUUCAAGGUUAAAAGAAAAAGAAAAAAAAAACCACACUUUGGGGAACAGUAUUAUCCUGAACUCUAUAUAUAUAUAUUGAUCGGGGCUCGGUAAUACUCUACGACUGACUUCUGUGAUGUGCUUCUGUAAAGGAGACGAGCUUCUUCGUUUGCAGCAGAUAUUCUGUACCGGAAGUCGAGCCUAUUGUUAGCGAAAAUUCAACGGUAGUAAAGCCGCACCGUUCACGUGGAAGAACUAAAAAUAAUUUUGUGCGGAUUAAUCAGAGGUAGUCCGGAUCGACAGGGAAUCGGUAACGUUUCAACUACAAACCGCCAUGCUGGGACACGUAAACGGAGAAUUCGUUCACCCGAGGGUAGACGAAAGCCCGAAAAACCCCUUUCAAAGUCACGUCAAAACUCACCGGGAUACCAACGGAGACCACCACGUUAGUGACCAUAAUCCGUACUCGAGCGCCGUUUACGAAGAUGUUAUCAAACGGUGUAACGAACAACCGGAGAAAUUUUGGUCGGAAAUGGCAAAUUGCGUUGAAUGGAGUAGACCAUGGGACAAGGUCAUGGACGAUUCAAAUUCACCUUUCACGAAAUGGUACGUCGGUGGUGAGAUCAACGCGUGCCACAAUGCCGUUGACCGUCAUGUGACCGCAGGACGGGGUGAAAAGGUGGCUCUGAUUCACGACAGUCCACAGACAUCGACCGUUAGAAAAGUCACUUACAACGAACUACUUGAAAAAGUUUCUUUGCUGGCGGGAGCCUUGGCCGAUCUCGGAGUCCGGAAGGGCGAUCGAGUCGUAAUUUACAUGCCUUUGAUACCGGAAACGAUCAUGGCGAUCCUCGCCGCGGCUAGACUCGGAGCGAUUCAUUCGGUAGUUUUUGGAGGAUUCGCCGCUAGAGAAUUGGCAACAAGAGUUGACCACGCUAAACCCAAAGUUCUGAUUUCCGCAAGUUGCGGACUCGAACCGAAUAAACUUAUCAAAUACACCACCAUUCUGCACGAAGCUAUGGAACUGGUUACCGUAGAAAAACCCAAGUGCAUUAUUUUCCAAAGAAAAAACGUCUGGGAAUCCACAGUGUCCAGUAGCGACUUGGACUGGGAUUCGGUUCUCCGGAAUUCUACUCCUCACCCUUGUGUCCCCGUGGAGGCGAAUGACCCCCUUUACAUUUUGUACACCUCAGGGACGACCGACAAGCCAAAAGGUAUACAAAGACCCAUAGGCGGACAUAUCGCGACCCUUUGUUGGACCAUGAAAGCUAUCUACGGAAUGGAUGAAAAUUCGGUUUGGUGGGUCGCAUCGGAUAUGGGCUGGGUUGUCGGUCAUUCUUACAUAUGUUACGGGCCCCUUUUGGCCGGUGUAACGAGCGUCAUGUACGAAGGAAAGCCCGACCGGACUCCAGAUGCCAGCCAAUAUUUUAGGAUAAUCGAACAGCACAAGGUGAACGCUCUGUUCACGGUUCCAACGGCGUUCAGAGUAUUGAGGAGAGUUGACCCCGAGGUAUCGCUUGGAAAGAAAUACAGUACCAAGUCGCUGAGGACGAUAUUCAUAGCCGGGGAGCCCUGCGACCAUGAGACGAAAGCGUGGGCAGAGAACGUGUUCAAGAUUCCCAUAUUAAAUCACUGGUGGCAAACUGAAACGGGACACGCGGUAACCGCUUCCUGCAUGGGGCUUGGUCACUCCACGAACCCACCCCCGUAUGCAGCUGGGAUGCCCUUCGCUGGUUACCAUGUUGAAGUGCUACGCGAAGACGGUAGCCAAGCGAAUACCAACGAACUCGGAAGAAUAGCCAUCAAGUUGCCUCUGCCACCUGGAACGAUGUCAAGUUUGUACAUGGCACCGGAAAGAUUCAAGCAAAUUUAUUUCUCCAAAUUUCCGGGUUACUACGACACCAUGGAUGCCGGGUAUAUCGAUGAAUUCGGUUACGUUUACGUAACUGCCCGCGACGACGAUGUUAUUAACGUAGCUGGGCAUCGACUUUCAACGUCUGCUUUGGAGGACGUCGUCUUGGGACACCCGAACAUCGUUGACGCUGCCGUUGUUGGGGUACCCGAACCCACCAAGGGCGCGAUACCGUUGUGUCUUUACGUGCAGAAGGACGAUAACGUGAGGAAUGAGGAAGAAGUCAAUCAAGAGCUCAUAUCUCGAGUCCGGCAACUAAUCGGGCCGAUUGCUGCCUUCAAAGUCGCCGCCUCCGUCGAAGCCCUACCCAGAACGAGAUCGGGAAAAGUUUGCCGCAAAUCCAUCGCUGACUUAGCGAGAUCAAUGGCUGUUAAGUUGCCGAGCACGAUCGAGGACCCGUCUGUCUACAAGGGGAUCAAAAAAGCUCUGCAGAAGCUCGGUUACGCGUUGAACGCACCUGAUCCAGAAUAAUAAUUUAUAGGAAAUUAACGAAGCUUUUAAUAUUAGGUCGUUCGUAAACUAUUGAUACCUCAGUAUGAAAUAUAUGACGAUUGUAGAUCGAUCAAGCACAACUUAUAAAUGAUAAUAUAAUUGAUGAUGAUAGUAGGUAUAGUAGCGUUAAUUGUGGCAAAAAAUUCUUCGAAGAAAUAAAAAUGAUACUAAUUUUA